Molecule: messenger RNA, 3460 nt
Organism: Carassius gibelio (silver crucian carp)
Lineage: Eukaryota; Metazoa; Chordata; Actinopteri; Cypriniformes; Cyprinidae
Product: breast cancer anti-estrogen resistance protein 3 homolog
Exons: 12
Coding region: 249-2777 (842 amino acids)
Biological process (GO): positive regulation of peptidyl-serine phosphorylation; small GTPase-mediated signal transduction
Molecular function (GO): phosphotyrosine residue binding; guanyl-nucleotide exchange factor activity
Source: RefSeq, a predicted model, not a curated record
GAGAGAGGGACUCAGAGGAGAUUGUAAGACUGCUUGGGGAACACUGGCACAGUUCAUAGUGGUAGCUCAGUGGCAACGUAACAGGAUUGUCAUUCACUCUCAACUUGCUGUCCGUCAGUGUGAAUCUGUGCACUGGGUCGCUAUGCUUGUUGUGGAACUGAGAAACUCUUACUAACAGACUGCAGAAGGAGGAUAUUUCAGGUUUUUGCAUACUUAGACAUACUUACAACCUUUAGCCAGAGCUGAGGAUGAUGGCAGAAGGGAGGUUUUCUAGUCUGCCCAGGAACAUGCAUGUUGGACGGCAGUGUACGCUUGCAUCUUCUAUGGAUCUGCUGAGCUCACGGCCUGCCAUGGCCGAGAUGCCGGUCAGCGGGUACCAGGGAGUCUCCAUCCAUGGUACCCUGCCUCGCAAAAAGAAGAAUGGCACUAGUUCCCCUGUGAAGCAGUGGGAGAUGAAUGGAAAUAUAGGGUCAUCAGUAGUACCAUACCCGGGCCGAUAUCGCCUGCCACCAUCACCACUAAUACACAACAUUCUCGAACACCAGGCUUUCCACUCAGACAGGAAGAGCAGUGUAACAUCCAAGGACGGUGCAGGCAUGGACCCUACCAUGGAGUAUGUCAAGUUUUCAAGGGACAAGUACAUCAUGGAUGGACCACCAGAGAAGCUUCGGAGGGAACUAGAAGAAGAACUGAAACUGAGCAGUGAGGAACCACGGAGCCAUGCCUGGUAUCAUGGAGCAAUCCCUAGACAGGUGGCUGAAAACCUGGUUCAGAGAGAUGGAGACUUUCUGAUCCGAGACUCCCUGUCCAGCCCGGGAAACUACGUUCUGACCUGCCAGUGGAAGAACACCCAUCGACACUUCAAAAUCAACAAACGCGUGGUAGCCAUGAACGAGGCCUACUCACGUGUUCAGUACCUGUUUGAGAAGGAGGGGUUUGACAGCGUCCCUGCGUUGGUGCGAUACUACGUAGGCAACCGUGAGCCGGUAUCUGAGGUUGUCGGAGCAAUUAUCUUUCAGCCAAUCAACAGAGCUCUGCCUCUGAGAUGCCUGGAGGAGAAAUACGGAGUUGGAUCUAUACGUGUAGAGGCGGGAUACUCUGAGAGAAAGAGCCUGACUUCCAAACGGUUGAGUCUGAAUAUAAUGAACGGACACACCCAGGAUCACACCCUCAGCCAUGGGAACCUCCUCAGCAACAAGGAUAAGUGUGGGAGUCAACCAGCAUGUCUAAACCACGUUCAGGAGAGGAGACGGCCACUGAAGACCCAUCAGUCGGAGAGCUUUCUGCCUAUCGGCUGUAGGCCCCAGGCUCAGGUUCAACAUAUGCAGCACCAGCCGUGCCCCAAAUCACCAGUUUUCCGCACAGGAAGCGAGCCAGUUCUGAGCCCCACAGUGCAACGCAGAAUGGCCUUUGACAGCCAGCCUGGUGCGGCCAUUCGUGGAUCUGACAGCCAGCUGUGUCCCAAACCGCCCCCUAAACCCAGCAAGGUUCCCUCUAUGAGAAUCUCCUGCACCCCAGGCUUGAAGACCCUCUCCCCAACUGCCCCCCCAGUAAAGCCUCAUAAACAUCAACCUUCAUCCCAGCAACAGCAGCAAUCGGGCAGUCCAAAACUAAGCUACUGUGAACUGAGUCCAUACAGCCCUGCCGACUGGGAAAAGAUGAAUAUCUCACAGGCUAACAGCUAUGUGGAGAGGCUAAAGACUGAGGAGGAGUUAAGGACAUUGAUGCCCUACCAUAAUGACAUUGAUGCCCUAAAUAAGGACAGUGAGGAAGACAACGAGGAGAACGUGGGUAAAGAACAGGAUUGCAAGAAAGGUUUCCAAAGACCCGUGUUUGAAACUGAAACCGCGUUCAAACCUGGUGACAUCAACUUCCGGCUUCUACCACUGGAAAACAAGCCACUGGAGAUGACAGUCCUGAAGAAAGCCAAAGAGCUUCUCGUCAGUCAGGAUCCAAAGACCAUCGCCAAACACAUCCUGAAAGCGGACUGUCAGGUUGCCAGGAUAUUAAAUGUUUCAGAGGAGGUGAAAGGUCAAAUGGGUGUGACCUCUGGGCUGGAGCUGGUGACCCUUCCUCAUGGGAGACAGCUGCGGCAGGACCUCAUGGAACGGCAUAACACUAUGGCGAUUGGAGUUGCUGUGGAUAUCCUGGGGUGUACAGGAAGUCUGGAGGAGAGAGCAGCCACCCUAAACCGGAUCAUUCUGGUCGCUCUGGAGCUGAAAGACUCCAUGGGAGAUCUUUAUGCCUUUUCUUUCAUAAUGAAAGCACUGGACAUGCCUCAGAUUACCAGACUGGAUCAUACGUGGACUAGUUUGCGAAGAAAAUAUACACAGUCGGCCAUUAUUUAUGAGAAAUCUUUGAAACCGUUCUACAAAGGACUCUAUGAUGGGAGUGCUGAAAUCCCACUGAGCAAUGCCAGCGUUCCUCUGCUAAUGCCGCUGCUCACCUUGUUGGAGAGGCCUGCGGUCGCCUUUGAGGGAAUGGACGCCUGGGAGAACAACGACCAAGGCUGUGAAAUCAUGUUCCGGCACUUGGAAGGAGCUCGUGCUGUUGCACGCAACGCAGACACAUACACCUGCAAUGCACAGCGGAUCCUCCAAGGAUUCCAACCUAAUGAUGACAUGUUGGAGAUCUUGAGGACUGAUUUCCAGUUGCGUCUGCUGUGGGGCAGCAGGGGGGCAGCUGUGGACCAGACAGAGCGACACGACAAAUUCAAACUCAUCCUUACAGCCCUGUCCAGAAAACUAGAGCCUCCAGUCAAACACACAGAACUAUAAACCAGACACUUUGUGUAGACUCUCUGAACUUCUCUGUGGAGUCGGGUCAAAGGUCAUCUGCAUCUGAAACAGGACGUUCUCUAACAGAAUGUGAGCUUUAAAAGAUCACAUGCAGAUUACAAGUUGGAAGCCAUUUAGGAGCACAAAUGGAACAUGACUAUGGAGAGCUACUUUGUUUCAUAUGCACCUUCCAGAGGUGUGCUGUGCUCCACACUUAUGAAAUGGGCAGGUACCAGUUUUCCCUUCAAGAAAAGAUGGAAGGGUACAUAGAAUAUAUCUAAUGGCCAAUAUAUCAUCCACCCAAAGAAAUACAGAUACUGCUGGAGGCAGAGAGAACACUUCAUGAGAGGUGUAUGGAUGUGCUCAAUCAUUCGACACGUGAAGUGAUGGAUAAGAGAGGACUGAGAUGAUGGACACCACCUUCAGGACAAAUUUGCAGCUCUAUGAAGGAACAUGAUGUAAUUAUACUUGUAUACUUAGAAAUAUCAUGAAGUGCAUUGGUCAAAGCAGUGUUGACAGGUUUAAAAAUACCACAUGGAAAAGAUGUACAUAAUCAUCACUAUAGUGUACGCAUGUAAAGGCUAGUUUGUGUAAUAUAUUGUAUUAAGUGUUAUUAAUCUGUAAAUAGUCACUUAUAAAUGAAUAAUUCUGAAAAUAUUGAAUAAAUAUCUUAUAAAAGUUAA